Molecule: messenger RNA, 2973 nt
Organism: Cotesia congregata
Lineage: Eukaryota; Metazoa; Arthropoda; Insecta; Hymenoptera; Braconidae
Source: the annotation of a GenBank genome assembly
AUGUCAGAAGAAAAAAAAGAAGAUAAAGUUUACACACCACCUCCGAGGAAAACAAUUCCUGAUGAUCAGGGUGAACUUUGGGGACAUGAUCUGUAUCCUGAAAGGCGAAAAUUAAAGCAGAAAAGUGUUGUCAAUACAUUAAUGAUGAAGGAAGGCAAAGAAGACCUUGAUAGAUAUCACUGUGAAAAACUUGUGUAUAAAUGUGUGAAGAAACAUCCUCUUGUCCAAUUAAUGACUCGAGCUUUGAAAGCUUCUGGCUGUCCAAUUGAUUUACGAAGGCAUUUAUCCUGUGAAGAAUGUGAUCCCUCGGUAACUGGAGGUUACGAUCCGGAAUUGAAUCAAAUAGUAAUUUGUCAGAAUAAUUCUAAAAUUGAAGGGAUCAUUGGUAGUGUUUUAACUCACGAGAUGAUUCAUAUGUUUGAUUACUGUCGUAAUAACUUGGACUUUAAGAAUCUUGACCAUUUAGCUUGCACGGAAAUACGUGCAGCUAAUUUAACUUACUGCAGUUUUUUAAGUGCUUUUAUUGAUGGUGAUGCAUCGCCUUUUAAUAUGAAGGAGAAACAUCAAGAGUGUGUCAAAAGACGAGCUAUGCUGUCUGUACUGGCUGCCAGAGGUGUUACGCCGCAAGAAGCUACCGCUGCAGUUGAAAGAGUUUUUACUAGAUGUUAUAAUGACAUGGAGCCUAUUGGUAGGAGAAUAAAACGUAAUACUGGUGAUAUGGACAAAGCUUUGUAUGAAGCAACACUAUUUGGAGUUGAAGAGCUUCAAAGACAACUUUCUAAUGCAAAAACACGAAAGUUAUUUAUUAUAGAAACAAUAUCAGCUGAUAUUGCUGUUGUUUUAGCAUCAAUUUUAGUAUUGAGAAACGAUGAUCUUCAACGUUCUAUAUUAAUAUGCUGGGAAAUAUUAUCCGAAGACGAAUAUUUUUACAAAAACAACGUAGCGACAACUGUUAUUAUGAAAAUCUUAGAAACUGGAAUACUUAUUGCUGUAAAUCAAACAAAAGAGCAGCCUAUUUUACUAACUAUGGCUUAUACUCUUGCUUUAUUAUUUUGUCGUUUUAUCAAUGAAGAUGAACGACCACUAGAUGAACGAGUUCAUAGUGACUCUGACGACUCGUCAACAAGUGACUUUAAUAAAAGAUUAGAAAUUUCUAAAAAAAUUUUAAAUCUUUCUUGUGAAAAAAUCCUCGAAAUUGUUAUUCCUAAUUUUAAAGUAUUUUUGCUGAAAUUUCAAAAUUUCAAAAUUUGGCCAAACAAAACUCCUGUUAAAAGCGGAACUCAAAAUUCCAAUUUUAAGAGAUGCCUUGCUCGUAUUUUAACGAACCUUGCUCAUUAUAAUUUGUCGAUACAAUGGCAAGGUGACUUAAGAAGUUUCUGUAAAUUUAUAUACGAUGGACUGAUGUCUCAUGUAGACUCUAGAAAACUUACUAGUGAUUCAACAAGCUCCGAUGCAUCACUUUUUUGCUAUUACUUUCACUACCAUGCAACUGAGGAUUCACAAGUUAUUGAAAUUAUCGGGCAGAUGUUAACAAAAAAAAUUUUAGAUUUUUCUCUUGAAAAUUUACCGCCAUCGUCUAUUCUACAAAUUACUUGGUUCUUUAUUUCUGAAUGGAUGUUGAAGAGUACCUCAGUAGACUCAGAUAAAUGCUUGCCAGAUGCCUUAACUCAUCUUAUUGAAAUCCUUUUAAAAGUAGGAAUAGAAAAAUGCUACAUGUGUCAUCCGGCUUUAGUUGUCACCGUUCUUAAAAAUCCAAUAUUUCCCCGUGAAAUUCGGCAUCAAGUUGUUAAAUUAUGGUUAAAAACUGACGGUGACGUAUAUACGUUAGUCGAUGCGGAUCACAGAGAUGUUGUUGUUGAUUCUCUCAUCCAUGCGUUAAACACUGGAUGCAAAAAUGUAGUGAGAAGAGCUUUUAAGGAUUUGAUUGAAAUUACAAAAAAUACUAAUCCAAUGAAUUUUGAUUUUAUGCCAAAUAUUUGGGAACAAAUUUUUGAUAGUUUAAUCACUUACAAAUCCGAAAAUGAACACAACUUUGAAGGAUUUCUUAAGCUCGCAGAAAAAUUGAUGACAAAUGAUUUAUCAAUUAUUUUUGCAAUGCGAUCUAUAGUAAAAUUUACAACAUUUUUUAGUUGUAAUAACAAAGUUAAUUCGAAUAUAAAAAUUUUGUUAAUCACUUUAACAAAUAAAAUGUUUUCAAUUCUUGCAAAUGCUGAUGAAAGUAUAGUUAUUUCAUCCACAAUUUUGGAAAAAAAUAUUUUAAACGAGAUUCGUGAUCAAGCAUUUAAAAGUGCAAAUAAUGAUUUAGCUGCCGCGUGCUUGAAAUGUUUAGCGAAUAUUAUUAUAAUUCUAAUUCCAGUUUCUAAAAAGUUAUCACAACGUUUGAUUAUAACUUCGAGCGAGCUUAUUGAUACUUUGUCAAAAGACUUGCAAGUUUCUACGAAGGUCUUGGGACUUUUAAACAAUCUUUGUCCCAAUUACGAAAAUUACAGCGACUGUGUUAUUAUUGAUUUCCGCGAGAAUAACGUCAAAAGCGAUAUAUAUGAAAUUUAUGACUUGUUAAUUGAAAUUCACAAUAAGGUAAUGUCAAUUGAAUGGAAGACAACUUUUGAUUGCCUGACGAAUUUUUUGAUAUUUGUAAAGAAAAAUUACCCUGUUGCUAUUCGAGAUUGCUGCGAAAAUAUAAGCAUUCAUUUAACAAUUAUCAAGACGAUCGAUAGCAGGUAUGUUGGAACAGAAUUUAUUAAAUUUGUAAAUUUAUGGCUGGAACAAGGCAUCAAAUCUCAUUGUUCGUUCAUCGACGGUACUUUUGAAUUAAACCGUAUGAAAAUAAUUUCCCAAGAUAAUUUUUGCUUUGAAAGUACUUUUGAAAAAGCGUUAAAGCACUUAAAAAUUUACAUUAAAAAACUCGAUGCGUCUCACUCAAUUUCAACCACUCUUCUCGAAACUCUUAACUUAAAAUUAAAUAUUUUAUAA